GCAUGCGUACUCAAAAAUCUCCGAACGCUGCCAAAACGCUCAAAUUCUUAACCUAACAUUAUUUUUGAGCCGAAAACAGUGCAAAAAACGCAAAUAGUGGUAUUUUGAGUGCAUAAAAACAAUCAGAAUGGCUUUAACGAAACCCAAAUCAGAAAUGACCGCUGAGGAGCUUCAGGCCCGUGAAGAGGAAGAGUUCAACACGGGCCCUCUUUCGGUGCUCACCCAAUCGGUCAAAAACAAUACUCAGGUGUUGAUAAAUUGCCGAAACAAUAAGAAAUUGUUGGGUCGGGUGAAAGCUUUCGAUCGCCACUGCAAUAUUGUUUUGGAAAAUGUGAAGGAAAUGUGGACGGAGUUGCCGCGGCCUGGAAAAGGGAAGAAAAAAGCCAAGCCAGUGAAUAAGGAUCGGUUCAUUUCGAAAAUGUUCCUGCGAGGCGACGCGGUUAUUAUAGUUGUAAGGAAUCCAUUAGCUACUGCUAGUGGUUAAUUAGUGUAAGGUUAGUUUGGAAUAAAAUUUGUAUCUUCAG
This is a messenger RNA of Tribolium madens (black flour beetle), 524 nucleotides long. It is a transcript of the gene SmD2, whose product is annotated as probable small nuclear ribonucleoprotein Sm D2. The transcript has a single exon. Lineage: Eukaryota; Metazoa; Arthropoda; Insecta; Coleoptera; Tenebrionidae. Gene Ontology annotation, molecular function: RNA binding. Gene Ontology annotation, cellular component: U5 snRNP; U1 snRNP; catalytic step 2 spliceosome. Gene Ontology annotation, biological process: spliceosomal snRNP assembly; RNA splicing. The coding region runs from base 128 to 484 and encodes 118 amino acids. The record is from RefSeq and is a predicted model, not a curated record.